AUGUCAUCAUCAAACUCAAGGACGCAUUCAAUCUCUUCACAGCAACCAGAGAGAGGAAUCGAUACCAAUUCCGCAAAUAGCAGGCAGGUAUCACGCCAGCACAGUUUGAACCAUUUGUAUGACAAGGAUUUCGAAAACUCUCUAAACGUCGCCCUAGAGAACGUCACCUACAACCCUUUUGCUACAAGCACGUAUAGAUCGACUUCGGAUCUUGAUACAGAAUCUCUCACAAGAAACAUUCCUCUGCACUCAAUUUCCACACAAAACAUGAAUUCAGGUAACACAGACUAUUUUGACGACGAGUUUGACGAGGGAGAUAUACCUCUGAUCGGCACGGAAGAAGGCGGCUCCCAUGGAAACGGCAGAAACACGGCCUCGAUCUGGUCUAAGGGUGUUCAAUCCCUUAAGAAUUCAACGCGGAUUGGUAGAGAUCACCGGAAAGCAGUCAAAUUGCCCGAUCAUGAUUACGAGAGUUCGUUAUUUGCAGAGGAGGAGAGGAUCAUCAGACCUGGAGUCGACUCUAGGUACCCUUCAAACGCCAUAUCCAAUGCCAAAUACAACAUGUUUUCGUUUGUUCCAAUCAUCUUGUACGAGCAGUUCAAGUUUUUCUUUAACUUGUACUUCUUGCUUGUCGCUCUUUCACAAGCCAUUCCAGCGCUACGGAUAGGUUAUCUAUCUUCAUACAUUGUUCCGCUUGCAUUUGUUUUGAUCGUGACUAUGUCGAAGGAGGCUAUAGAUGAUAUACAGAGAAGGAGAAGAGAUAGAGGUCAGAACAAUGAGCUGUUCGAGGUGAUAGGCUCGACGUUGCCAGUGCAGGCCAGAAGAUUGAAAUGUGGUGAUCUAGUUAGAUUACACAAAGACAGAAGGAUUCCUGCAGAUAUGAUAUUACUUCAAGCCAGCGAGAAAAAUGGCGAGAGUUUUAUCAAAACAGAUCAGUUAGAUGGUGAAACAGAUUGGAAACUGAGAAUUGCCAGUUCCCUGACCCAGCAGGCUUUGCUGGAAGACCUAGAGAAUGUUACCAUUACGGUAGGGACUCCAACAAAAGAGAUCCAUUCUUUCAGUGGUAAGAUCACUUUCAACUCUCAUACAUCCCCAUUGACUGUGGAUAACACCCUUUGGGCAAACACGGUGCUUGCAUCAGGAUCUGCUAUUGGUUGCAUAAUAUACACGGGAGGUGACACCAGACAGGCAAUGAACACAUCUACACCUGGUGUCAAGACAGGUUUACUAGAACUGGAGAUCAACAGCUUAUCUAAGAUUCUAUGCCUCUGUGUAUUCCUGCUAUCCGUCAUCCUGGUUGCUUGCCAAGGAUUCAAAUCUGAUUGGUAUACGGACAUUAUGAGAUUUCUCAUCCUGUUCUCUACCAUCAUUCCCGUGUCCUUGAGAGUUAAUCUGGAUUUGGGUAAGUCUGUUUAUGCGUAUCAGAUAGAGCAUGACAAGUCGAUCCCAGAAACAGUGGUGAGAACGAGUACAAUCCCCGAGGAUUUAGGAAGGAUUGAGUACCUACUGAGUGACAAAACAGGAACUUUGACUCAAAAUGACAUGGAGCUGAAAAAGUUGCAUUUGGGUACAGUCUCAUAUGCUGGGGAUACCAUGGACAUGGUUGCUGACUACAUGAAAGGUGGCCAUGACUCCGCAGUUAGAGCCACUAGAAGAGAUAUGGGCAACCGUGUGCGCGAUCUGGUGACGACAUUAGCCAUUUGUCAUAACGUCACCCCAUCAAUGGAGGACGGCGAGAUAACUUAUCAGGCGGCUUCCCCUGACGAGAUCGCGAUUGUCAAAUUCACUGAAUCUGUGGGGCUUUCUCUGGUGAAAAGAGACAGAACGAGUCUGACUCUUUCCAGUAACCACACACGUCAAUAUUACGACUAUGACAUUCUCCAAGUGUUUCCCUUCAGCUCUGAAACCAAAAGAAUGGGUAUAAUCACAUACGACAAAAGAAGAGAUGAACUCUGGUUCAUGCAAAAGGGUGCAGACACAGUCAUGAUGAAGAUUGUUCAACAGAGUGACUGGCUCGAGGAGGAAACGGGAAACAUGGCUAGAGAAGGUUUACGGACCUUGGUUAUUGCCAGAAAGAAGUUGACCACCAAUCUAUACGAGGAAUUCAAAUCUAAAUACCACGAGGCCUCGCUCUCAAUGGUCAGCCGCGACCAAGAAAUGGCAAAGGUGUUGGCCCAGUACAUGGAACAUGAUUUGGAGCUAUUGGGAUUGACGGGUGUCGAGGAUAAGCUACAAAAGGACGUCAAGGCAUCCAUUGAACUUUUGAGAAAUGCAGGUGUCAAGAUUUGGAUGCUAACAGGUGAUAAAGUCGAGACCGCAAAGUGUGUUUCGGUGAGUGCUAAGCUAAUAUCAAGAGGUCAGUAUGUCCACACAAUCACCAAGCUGACGAGAGCUGAAGGGGCAUUGCAAUCCAUUGAGUAUCUGAAGAGCAAUAGAGACGCCUGUCUUUUGAUUGACGGUGAGUCGUUGGGACUGUUUUUGACUUUUUACAAGCAAGAGUUUUUCGAUAUCGUGGUACAUUUGCCAACAGUCAUUGCUUGCCGUUGCUCACCCCAGCAGAAAGCUGAUGUGGCAUUGUUGAUCAGGGAAGCUACUCGCAAGAGAGUUUGCUGUAUCGGUGAUGGAGGAAAUGACGUUAGCAUGAUCCAAUGUGCGGACGUGGGUGUCGGCAUUGUUGGAAAAGAGGGAAAACAAGCAUCUCUUGCUGCUGAUUUUUCUAUCACUCAGUUUUGUCACCUCACGAAGCUGCUCUUAUGGCAUGGCCGUAACUCAUACAAAAGAAGUGCAAAACUGUCUCAGUUUGUCAUUCACAGAGGUCUCAUAAUAUCCGUUUGCCAAGCAGUCUACUCCAUCUCGUCAUCUUUUGAGCCGUUGGCAUUGUACCAAGGAUGGCUUAUGGUUGGCUAUGCGACCUCAUACACCAUGGCACCAGUCUUUUCUCUUGCCCUGGAUUGUGAUGUCAAUGAAAGCGUUGCAAACCUAUAUCCCGAACUUUACAAGGAACUCACAGAAGGGCGCUCGUUAUCAUAUAAGACGUUCUUCGUGUGGGUAUCCGUCUCUUUAUUCCAAGGAAUAGUCAUCCAAGGUUUCUCGCAGCUUUUCACUGGGUUGACUGAAGAUCUAUUCACUUCGAUGGUGGCAUUAUCAUUCACUGCCUUGAUCUUGAACGAGUUAUCUAUGGUGGCCCUUGAGAUCAAUACUUGGACGAAAAUCAUGAUGAUAGCCGAAUGGGUCACACUUAUUAUCUAUGUCGGUACUGUUCCAUUCCUUGCGGAAUACUUUAACCUAAGUUACGUCGCGUCAUUGUCUUUCUUCUGGCAAUUGGUGACCAUUCUUGCAACUUCACUCUUGCCAAUAUGGGCUGCAAAAACAAUCAAUAGGAAGCUGAGACCUCCUAACUACGCAAAGGUUCAACAGUCCUAG
Kuraishia capsulata CBS 1993 is the source of this 3423-nucleotide messenger RNA. RefSeq lists its product as uncharacterized. The transcript has a single exon. Gene Ontology annotation, cellular component: trans-Golgi network; plasma membrane; endosome. Lineage: Eukaryota; Fungi; Ascomycota; Pichiomycetes; Pichiales; Pichiaceae. Gene Ontology annotation, molecular function: magnesium ion binding; ATP binding; ATP hydrolysis activity. The coding region runs from base 1 to 3423 and encodes 1140 amino acids. The record is from RefSeq and is a predicted model, not a curated record. Gene Ontology annotation, biological process: retrograde vesicle-mediated transport, Golgi to endoplasmic reticulum; endocytosis; phospholipid translocation.